UACAGCUGCAAGGCCAUGUCUCAGGACGGAGGAGCCCGGCCCAAAGUGAGACCCGACUCCAGUGCCGGCGGGAGGUGGCGUUCCCGGACGCCCCAGUCCUCGGAGAGGCGAAGGCAGGCGUCGCUGGAGGUGGAGCCCUCCGGGGCAGGCGGGUGCCCAGCGGAGCCCGGCAAAGGGACGGGACGCUCUCUGCGCCAGAAGCUGCAGGCGGCCAUGGGCCACUGCUUCCCCCUCAAGAGCGCCCCCCGCUCCCCCGACCUCUCCUCCCAGCGCAAGAUCCACCUCCGGGAGCUGAUGCUGGACACCUGCCCCUUCCCGCCGGGCUCGGAGCUGGCUCGCACGUGGAACCUGAUCAAGCAGCACACGGCGCCCGUCUCCGAACACGAGGCCCUGGGCCCGCCCGCCCUGGAAGACGAAGACGACCGGCUGCGCGAGAGGCGGCGAAUCAGCAUCGAGCAGGGGGUGGAGCCCCCUCCGGACGCCCUGAUCCACACUUUCGAGGUCACGGCCCAGAUCAACCCGCUCUACAAGCUGGGGCCCAAACUGGCGCACGGCAUGAACGAACUGGCCGGGGCCAGCCGGGCUAUGCUGGCCGUGGCGGACGAAGGGGACGAAGAGGAAGAGGAGGCCGAAGCGGCUUGCGCCGCCCCGCCCGAGGCCCGGGACGGCUUGCGGGUGCACACCCAGAUCGACUACAUUCACUGCCUGGUGCCCGACCUGCUGCAGCUGACCCAGCUUCCGUGCUACUGGGGCGUCAUGGACCGCUACGAGGCCGAGGCCCUGCUGGAGGGGAAGCCGGAAGGCACCUUCCUGCUGCGGGAUUCGGCCCAGGAGGACUACCUCUUCUCCGUCAGCUUCCGGCGCUACGGGCGGUCCCUCCACGCCCGCAUCGAGCAGUGGAACCACAACUUCAGCUUCGACGUGCACGACCCCAGCGUCUUCCACGCGCCCACCGUGACGGGCCUGCUGGAGCACUACAAGGACCCCAGCGUGUGCAUGUUCUUCGAGCCGCUUCUCUCCAUCCCCGUGAACCGCACCUUCCCCUUCGGCCUGCAGCACCUCUGCCGCGCCGUGGUGACCGGCUGCACCACCUACGACGGCAUCGGGCAGCUGCCCAUCCCCAGCGCCCUGAAGGAGUACCUCAAAGAGUACCACUACAAGCAGAGGGUGAGGAUCCGGCGGCUAGACACCUGGUGGACCUGAGCGG
Molecule: messenger RNA, 1207 nt
Organism: Heteronotia binoei (common prickly gecko)
Lineage: Eukaryota; Metazoa; Chordata; Lepidosauria; Squamata; Gekkonidae
Product: suppressor of cytokine signaling 5-like
Exons: 1
Coding region: 16-1203 (395 amino acids)
Biological process (GO): phosphatidylinositol phosphate biosynthetic process; intracellular signal transduction
Cellular component (GO): phosphatidylinositol 3-kinase complex
Molecular function (GO): 1-phosphatidylinositol-3-kinase regulator activity
Source: RefSeq, a predicted model, not a curated record